AUGCACGCCAAGCUGCUCGCCGUGUCCAGUCUGUGCGUCGCCGCGUCUGUUUUGCAGGCUAUCGAGGCCCGUGGUGCUUCGGCUGACAUUCUCUCGCGUCGUCAACUCGGCGACUACAAGGAUCACGGACACCACCAUUCGCACAAGCACGAACACCACAAGAAGCACGUCCACGACGACCACAAAGGCCACUCGCACUAUCGCCGCCGACUUGAAGACGCCAAGGCGACCGAGUCCUCGCAUGACUAUAGCUACGGUCACGACGAUUACGGUCACGACGACUACGGCCACGGCGACUACGAGCACAAGGACUAUGACCACGGCAAACAUGACUACAAGGGCUACGGCGUCGGCUACGGCUACGACAAGCAUGACCAUAAGGGAUAUGGCUACGACAAGCAAGACCACAAGGGAUAUGGCUACGACGAUGGCUACUACGGCUACGGCGAGGCAUAUGGAAACGACUACUACGGCUAUGGAAAAGGUUAUGGUAAGGGCUACGGCGACGACUACUCCAUCUAUGGCAACGGCUAUGGCAAAGGUUGUGGUGACGACUACUACAGCUAUGGCAACGGAUACGACUAUGGCAAGGGAUACGGCUUUGGCAAGGGACACGGCUAUGGCAAGGGAUACGGAGACGACUACUACAGCCAUGGCAAGGGCUAUGGCAAAGGUUGUGGUGACGACUAUUACAGCUACGGCAACGGAUACGACAUGGGAUACAGUGGCUAUGGCGGCUACCCGUACUACUACUCGUCGUACGGUGGCUAUGGCGGCUACCCGGACUACUACUCGUCGUACGGUGGCUAUGGCGGCUACCCGGACUUUUACUCGUCUUUUGGCUAUGGCUACGGCCAACCUGGCUACGGGUCCCCGGACUACUUCGGCUAUGAGUCUGCGACUGGCGCUAGCGUCGAUGGUAACACCAUGAAGAAGGAAUCCUCGACUGCCACUGCGACGGAAGGUGCUGAAAACAAGUCGAACGAGAAGGACAGCAAGACGUCGUCGGUGUCAUCUCAGAAGGCGAAGGCGAAAGAAGCCAAGUCAGAUGACGCGGACAAGUCGACGAAGAACAAGUAA
Molecule: messenger RNA, 1080 nt
Organism: Peronospora matthiolae
Lineage: Eukaryota; Oomycota; Peronosporomycetes; Peronosporales; Peronosporaceae
Source: the annotation of a GenBank genome assembly